Molecule: messenger RNA, 969 nt
Organism: Macroventuria anomochaeta
Lineage: Eukaryota; Fungi; Ascomycota; Dothideomycetes; Pleosporales; Didymellaceae
Exons: 3
Coding region: 71-832 (253 amino acids)
Source: RefSeq, a predicted model, not a curated record
CCAAUUUCAAAUAUCAGCCAGACCUCACGAAAUUACUCGUGCGCAAGCGGAAUUCAUCUUUGCAGGCACUAUGACUGCCAACAGCGCUGAGCACCCACUGCAAGCCUUCCGCAUCGCGGGUUUGCCUCCGGACUUCUACUACAUCCCGAACUUCAUCUCGGUCGAGGAAGAAGCAUCGAUACUGCAAAAAAUCCCCACGCAAAGAUGGAUAACCCUCUCCCACCGGCGCCUCCAAGCACACCCCUCCACACUCACCAAAAACAACACACUCCUCGCCUCUUCCCUCCCAGCAUAUCUCACCAACCAAAUCUUCCCGCGCUUCAGGAACCUAGGCAUCUUCCAUCACACGCCCCAUGAGCAACCGAAUCACGUCCUCAUCAAUGAGUAUAAGCCCGGUGAGGGCAUUAUGCCGCAUGAGGAUGGCAAGGCGUACGCGAGUGUGGUUGCGACUGUGAGUUUGGGUGGGAGUGUGUGUUUAAGUCUUUCUCCGAAACCGGGGGCCAGCGAGGAUGGUGAACAGGUAAAAGAGGAGGGAAAAGAUGGUGAAGGGCAAUGGAAGAUACCGACCCGCAUUUUGCAGGAACCGAGAUCGCUGCUUAUUACGACUGGGGUGGCGUAUGAGUCAUUGCUGCAUGGUGUUGAUGCUGUGGAGGUUGAUGAAGAUCUCAAUGUUGCGACGGUUGCGAACUGGUCGCUGCUGGGCGAUCGAAGGGUGUUUGAGGAUGCGGGCGGCCGCAAUGUGAGGGGAACGAGGAUCAGUCUGACAUACAGAGACGUGCUGAAGGUCAACUCUGCGGCCAGCAAGGUCUUCGAAGGAUUGAUACGACAUUAGUAGUUGCAAACGAAUCCAACGAACAUUAAACUUCGAACGAUUCCUCAUACUGGAGAUUUGAAAAAGCAUCAGAAGUCUUUCUGCACCCAUCUUCCUGGAGGUCGUCAAGCCUCUUCAAAUCCGAAGCCAUAGUCCAC